CUCUGAGGCUAGAAAGACUGAGACGAAGGCUGAGACGGCUGUUCCUCCUGCCUCUCUUGUGCCAGUUCAACCUACACCACUGUCUUCGAAAGAUAAGAAUACACAGAGACUGGUAGUGGUCUUGUCGCAGGCAUGUCUGGAAACACACAAGAUCAGCACUGGCGGCGGGCCUGGAAGCGAUAAGUACGCCCUGCUCAACUGUGACGAUCACCAGGGACUGCUUCGCAAAAUGGGGAGAGACAUUUCUGGUGCUAGACCGGAUAUUACUCACCAGUGUCUGCUGACCCUUCUUGAUUCACCAAUCAACAAGGCUGGUAAGUUGCAAGUGUACAUACAGACUGCCAAGGGUGUUCUCAUAGAAGUGAACCCUUCGGUGCGGAUUCCAAGAACUUUCAAGCGGUUUUCAGGGCUUAUGGUGCAACUUUUGCACAAGCUGUCCAUCAGAUCGGUCAAUUCUGAGGAAAAGUUACUCAAGGUGAUCAAGAACCCAAUCACAGACCAUCUGCCAACAAAGUGCCGCAAGAUCACGCUUUCGUAUGAUGCGCCGGUCGUGAGGGUGCAGGACUACAUUAAGAAAUUGGAGCCAGAUGAAAGCAUCUGCGUUUUCGUGGGAGCCAUGGCUCGUGGAAAGGAUAACUUUGCGGACGAGUUCGUGGACGACAAGAUCGGACUGUCGGAGUAUCCGCUGUCUGCAUCUGUCGCAUGCAGCAAGUUCUGUCACGGUGCAGAAGAUGCCUGGGGCAUUUUAUGAUGAUGUAAUCUUGGAGCGAUGUAUUUUCCUGCGCGCGGGCCAGGGUAGCAGCUACGCGCCGGCCCCAAGUAUAAAAAGAGAGCACUAUUAAUUUGCUAUCUUCUUGGUCUUCUUGAAGUUAUUGCUCUGUUUUUCCUUGCAAAAUGCCAGUUUUCGAAUCGCCUGCCGUGUAUGUCCAGAGCUCCCUCACGACGCUGGCUACCUACUUUAUCUCUCAUGCUUAUUUGAGAGAGUUGCUGGACGUCCAUAUCACAGAUGCCAACUUUCUGCCUCUUUCUGCGCCUAACAGGGCCUUCUACAUUAGAAGAGACAACGACAGAAGACAAGUCCUUGUCAAUGUUUUCAACGAGAAGGGUGAGAAGGUGUACAUUUUCCAGAGAGAAAGUGCUCUAAAUCCUACCUGGUCUCUGCGCACCCUUCCCUCGUACAGAGAGAUUGCUACGAUCCGCUGUGGAUUUUUCCUCAAGUCGCUUGACUUCCACAACAAGCCAGGAUUGCAACACAGAGUGAUCAACAGCGAGUCUGGCUUGAGCGGUAGACUUAGAACUUUCUAUCUGAACGACGGCCACAAGUACGGAUGGACCAGGAAUUCCAAAUUCCUGGAGAAGUUCACCAACCCUGGAGGCAACGACGAGGAGGUCAGAGAGAGAGUUGCCAAGGUGAGACUCAUGAGACAGAGAAAGUUCGACUACGAGUUGACACUAGAUGACACAAAGGUGGACCCAGAGGUCGCCAUGGCUACCGCGUUUGUGGCCAUGAUGACCUUCUGGGGAUUGGGUGACAUCACCGAGACCGUGGGUCCUACGCUUCUGGUGAAAAAGGAGGAGGAGAGCGCACCAGCUGCUCCAGCUGUCGUGGACCCUCCAAAAGUUGACGCCGUCAGAUCAGGACCAAACAUCACCUUGGUCAUGGACGCCGACAACGACGCGGACUUAAUUAUCGAAAAAGCAUAGAUACUUCUACAAUACAGGGUCGGGGACAGGCUUCUUAUCUACUAUCUGCAAGUAACCCACUUGUAAAUUGCAUGACUUGUGUCAUAAUCUUGCUAUCUCGGGAUUUUUGUCUGCACAAGCGCGCGGUGCACCGCUCAAAUUGGUGGAUUUUGGUCCGGGGUAUAUAAAUAUCGAUCCGCCAAGUGCACUUUCUCGACUGCGUUCAAUCCAUGUGCUCGACUGCCAUUUGCCCUCUUUGCCAGAGAAAAUCGUGGACCGGAUGUGGCUCUCACGUCUCCGAGGUUAUGAGUAACACCAACAGAGAGCUCUGGUGCACCUGCAGACACGCUGUCGAGGAGGGCGACCCACGGUUCCCUCCAAGAGCAGGCACUGGCUCUGCGCGCAAGAGCGUUUCCUCUGAAAGUUCAGGCCCAAAGGACUACUGAUCUCCUGCUAUCUCGUCUCGUGAUAUGUCGUGGUUUGUAAGCUUAGUAAGAAAAUAUACGUUUCUGACUAAUUGUGAAGUUGCGGCUCGAUGAUUUAUAAAUACUGCUUAAUAUUUGCUAAACACGCCCAUCAACAUGCUCCCCGUGUACUUCAUCUCUCAUGGAGGGCCAACGUUUGCAGAUAAGGGCAACGCCGGCUCAGAGGUCGGUGCCUGGGACACUGUCCGCAAGCUCGGGCCAAAAAUCUUGAGCUCCAGACCGUAUUACGUCAUAUGCAUAUCGGCCCAUUGGGAGACUGCCAAUGAAGUUCUGGUGUCCAGCAACGAGGGCGAGAACCCAUUGGUUUACGACUUCUACAAUUUUCCAUGCAAAUACUAUGAAACCAAAUUCCACACAUUAGGCUCGCCCGCCUUCGCCAAAGAAAUCGUCAAGACCCUCCAAGACAAGGGGAUCCCUGCCGCAGUCGAGUCACGCGGCCUGGAUCACGGUGUUUGGACUCCCCUCAGAGUUGCGUUCGGAAAUCCGGACGUCCAAGACACCAAUCGGCUCGAUUUGGAGAUUCCGUUGAUCCAGGUAUCUUUGCCUCCUUCUCCGAAAAUUCUUGACAGCUACCGGCUCGGCGAAGCCCUUUAUGAUCUGCGUGCCAAAAACGUGGCUAUUAUUUGCUCGGGAAUGUCUGUGCAUAACCUUCAGGAUCUGCACAGAGCCAUGAUCAACUCUAGCGAGCCGCUGCCCUACGUGGAACCCUUCAACUCCUGGCUCACAAACACCCUUACACGGGGAAAUGGCCUCUCAGGUCUGCAGAAACUGGAGACAGAUCCCCAGCUGAACCGGUUGUACCGAGCUGCACACCCCACCCCUGAGCAUUUCCUGCCCCUUGCUGUGGCUCUUGGUGCUGCGCGAGCCGGCAAGUGCGAAGUGCUUCAUACGGCGGCCACCUAUUCACUGGGCUGGAAUAUUUAUAAGUUUAUAUAAGCAAGGGUCUGUUUUUUUCCCGAGGCUGUGCAGUUUUCAACUCGUUUUAAGAGUGUAGCAAGACCAGCGAGUAUAUAUAGUUUGCGCCAGGAAGGGUCCAAAAGGACUCAUGGAUACAUAUCUGAGAACUGUCAACAAUUCGAACUACCGGAGGCCUUUUCUCAAUUUUCAGGAGAGGCUGUCGCAGGUCUGGCUAAACAAGUACACGAUCGUGAUGAUCCUGAUGCUAUUCAAGCUUCUUCUUUUUCGGAUUUCACUCAAUACGUCUCUAGAACAGGCAAGAAAGCAGACUUAUAGCACUUGUUCAAAUGCAGAGACCUACGCCUCUUCACUGGCCAGCGUUCCGCAUUAUAUAUCCAAGAGCGCAAACGUGAUGAUAGCCAAGGGCUUGAGCGAAGCUAACAAGGGCUUUAUGGAGAUUCUUGACAUGGUUUUAACCAGCUCAAAAGGGCUGAUAAUGUUUGCCAUUGAGAUGACCAUUGGAACAUAUGUUUGUGUGCUUACAGCAACAGUGGAUGCCACCGCAGAGGUUGCUUUGAACGCUACCGAGAGCGUUAUUUCGCUGGCAAACGACACGGUGAAGUCGUUUGCCGAAGAACUGCAAGAUGGACUGGACGGUGUUUCAAAGGUGAUCAAUGCUCUAGUCGAGUCGUACGAGGAUGUGAAGGAUAUUUUUGACGACGACGGUGACUCGGAUGUGAGCAGCAGCAUGAAUAAGGUCAAUCUAACUAUCUCGUCGCUCAAGAACUGGCAGAUUACGGGGUCCAUCAACACCAAGCUGGAAAGUCUGUCCAAAAGCCUUCCAGAUUUUGACGACGUGAUGAAUUACACUGAAGGCCUUGUUAGUGAGCCGUUUGAAUACAUAAAGGAAAAGGUGUCGAUGCGUCUUGACCACGAGUUUUACGCCGACGAGCUGCUGGUCCCGGACAAAAAGACCAUGGCCUUUUGUGCCGGCUCCGGAAUAGAUGAAUUUUAUGAAGACCUUGCCGAGUUGCUGCGAAAAGCGUCCAACAUCAUAUUUAUUGUUCUUGUUUUUGCAGCCCUGGGAUUCAUUGCGUUCGAGAUAUUUAUGGAAAAAAAGCAGUGGGACCGCCUUCGAGAUAUCGUAAGCAAUUUCCACCAAAUUGAGGCAACCGCGGCAACCAAGCACAAGGAUGAGCUUGCAGCAGAGCUUGUCGACAUGUCACGCAAUCGAUACAGUUUCCUAAUAGGGCAAAAACUGGGGAAAUUGUUUUUCGGGCCGAGUGUCACACGACUCAACACCGUGCGGUGGGUGGUCAACUACAUUUCUAGUGACCGAAUGUUGCCUGUGUUGCUGCUUGCGCUGGCCGGAAUAGCAACUUUCAUAUUGCAGCUAGUUUUGCUGGAUCUGCUUUCACGAAAAGAUGCCACUGCUCUUGACUCUAGUUUCAAGUCGAUUGGGUUGCAGAUACGCUCCAGUGUGAACAACUCUCUUGUCGAGUGGGCAAACGACACGAAUCUAUACAUUUCCGAUCAGGAGGCAUCCAUUAAUGAUGACGUCUUGGGCUGGAUACACAACAGCACGGGCUCACUCAAUGCGACUCUGGGAGAUUUUGUCGACGAGAUGAACGGCAAGAUCUCUGACGUUUUUGGCAACACUCCGUUGUAUCCAUAUGUGAGCGGCAUUGUUGGGUGCACAGUGACGCACAAAAUCCAGAAAGUCGAAAAGGCACUUUCAUGGAUCCACAACCACUCGCAAGUGACGUUACCCCGAAUCGACCCUGCGGAUUUCGAUUUGACCGACUCUAAGGACUCUGGUUCUGUUGAUCAGUAUCUGAACGACACCAAAUCAACGUUGGCAACAACCAGGGACAAAUUGGUGGAAAAGUAUAAAUCCUCGUUGAGAAUCGAACUGUAUAUAUCUAUGGUGCUGUUGGGAGUAUGGCUCUUAUUUUUUGUGGCUGCCUUAUUCAUGGCCUGGCUGCUGCCUUCCAAAAAAGACACACAGGAAAGUGUCAGCACGUUCGAAACCGAACAAACUUGGCAAAACACAGAGCAAUCAGAAUCAUCGCUCGCCGUCCCUGAAAAAUUGAAAUUCAGAGACGUUGAUCCUGAGUCACACAAGUUUUUCGCAGGCCCUGGCAAUAUAAAUCAAACACUACAACAGCUGCUGAUGAGGUUGCGCGACAACGGAAAACGGGAGUCGGCCAGCAGUCUAGACUCGUUUGAGACCGUUGUCACUUUCCAGCCAAAUUAUGGGCUUCGGCAUGUGGGAGACUCUUCUACAUCCUUCGCAGACCCAACGAUGGAUACUGCGCGGCGCUGGACUCCCUGAUUCUGUACAUUAAUGCAUUUUAUUAUAAACCGC
This is a messenger RNA of Ogataea polymorpha, 5433 nucleotides long. RefSeq lists its product as uncharacterized. Gene Ontology annotation, cellular component: mating projection tip. The transcript has a single exon. The record is from RefSeq and is a predicted model, not a curated record. The coding region runs from base 3214 to 5400 and encodes 728 amino acids. NCBI's taxonomy places the organism in Eukaryota, Fungi, Ascomycota, Pichiomycetes, Pichiales, Pichiaceae.